AUGGCCCGGGAGAACGGGGAGGGCAGCGCCUCCUGGAAGAAGCAAGCCGAGGACAUCAAGAAGAUCUUCGAGUUCAAGGAGACCCUGGGAACGGGUGCGUUUUCUGAAGUAGUUUUGGCUGAAGAGAGGGCUAGUGGAAAACUAUUUGCAGUCAAGUGCAUCCCCAAGAAAGCACUGAAGGGGAAGGAAAGCAGCAUAGAGAAUGAAAUCGCAGUCCUGAGAAAAAUAAAACAUGAAAAUAUAGUUGCACUGGAAGACAUAUAUGAGAGUCCAAACCACUUGUACCUGGUCAUGCAACUAGUGUCUGGAGGCGAGCUUUUCGACCGCAUAGUAGAGAAAGGAUUUUACACCGAGAAGGAUGCAAGCACUCUGAUACGGCAGGUCCUAGAUGCUGUCUACUACCUGCACAGAAUGGGCAUUGUGCAUCGAGAUCUCAAGCCUGAGAACCUGCUGUACUACAGCCAGGAUGAAGAAUCCAAAAUCAUGAUCAGUGACUUCGGAUUGUCAAAGAUGGAGGAUAAAGGAGACGUCAUGUCCACAGCGUGUGGAACCCCAGGAUAUGUUGCUCCUGAAGUGCUGGCCCAGAAACCCUACAGCAAAGCGGUGGAUUGUUGGUCUAUUGGGGUAAUUGCAUACAUUUUGCUCUGUGGAUAUCCUCCAUUUUAUGAUGAAAAUGACUCCAAGCUCUUUGAGCAGAUUCUUAAGGCGGAAUAUGAAUUUGACUCUCCAUAUUGGGAUGACAUCUCGGACUCUGCUAAAGAUUUUAUUCGGAAUUUGAUGGAGAAAGACCCUAACAAAAGAUAUACCUGUGAGCAAGCAGCCCGGCACCCAUGGAUUGCAGGGGACACCGCCCUCAGCAAAAAUAUCCAUGAGUCUGUCAGUGCUCAGAUCCGAAAGAACUUUGCAAAAAGCAAAUGGAGACAAGCAUUUAAUGCCACAGCAGUUGUGAGACAUAUGAGAAAGUUACAUCUUGGCAGUAGUUUGGACAGUUCAAAUGCAAGCGUGGCAAGCACCCUCAGCCUGGCCAAUCCACUUCCCGAUGGAACAACCAGGAAAGAUUGUAUGUCCCCAUCUGCUCUCUGUAGUUUUGUUUCAUCUGCUUCUUCGGGUAUUUCUGCAGUAGGAGGAGAACGGAGACCCAGGCCAACCACAGUAACAACAGUGCACACGGGGAGCAAGUGA
Molecule: messenger RNA, 1182 nt
Organism: Emys orbicularis (European pond turtle)
Lineage: Eukaryota; Metazoa; Chordata; Testudines; Emydidae
Gene: CAMK1D
Product: calcium/calmodulin dependent protein kinase ID
Exons: 11
Coding region: 1-1182 (393 amino acids)
Biological process (GO): peptidyl-serine phosphorylation
Cellular component (GO): cytoplasm; intracellular anatomical structure
Molecular function (GO): calcium/calmodulin-dependent protein kinase activity; ATP binding; calmodulin binding
Source: RefSeq, a predicted model, not a curated record